AUGCCUUCCUCCUCACGACGCCCUUGUUUCAUUGGUGCCUCACUUGUUCAUUACUGUCCUCUACUCACGCAAUUUGUUUCUCCGGCAAAUUCUACUCGGUAUUUUAAUAUUGUUUGUCAUUAUCCGCUGCUUAUUGGAGAAGAUUUCGAUCUUUCCAGUUUUGGGUCCAUCUUCGUUGAUUUUCUCACUCGUCAUCGUCUCCUAUGGUUGGUUCAAGUUCCAGAUUCCAUUCCACGCCUUCAUCUUGUAAAUAUCCUUUAUGUUUCUCAACCCGAAGUUCUUCCAACAAAGCCCUCUUUAGGUAUGAUGUCCCAAUGGACUUGCACCCUCAUUUGUAACUUCUUGAAUCUUACUUCCCAACAUGGAAAAGUGAGUUGGAAGGUUGCCUAUCUUCUCUUCCAGCUUGUGAUUGAUCACUCCUUUAGUGUAGAGUUCUACAUCCGUGAUAGCAUCACCACUACUGGUGCCACCAAUGCCUCUGUUAGUGUAGAGUUCUCAUCGCUCUUGCUGCUCAUGUUGGUGUUCUUGUGCUUCAUACGGAUGACAUUGGCUCUUUCAAUUCUAUCAAAGUAA
Molecule: messenger RNA, 573 nt
Organism: Prunus armeniaca (apricot)
Lineage: Eukaryota; Viridiplantae; Streptophyta; Magnoliopsida; Rosales; Rosaceae
Source: the annotation of a GenBank genome assembly